Molecule: messenger RNA, 1769 nt
Organism: Lotus japonicus
Lineage: Eukaryota; Viridiplantae; Streptophyta; Magnoliopsida; Fabales; Fabaceae
Product: pentatricopeptide repeat-containing protein At1g71060, mitochondrial-like
Exons: 1
Coding region: 95-1618 (507 amino acids)
Molecular function (GO): protein binding
Source: RefSeq, a predicted model, not a curated record
AAAGAAAGAUAAUAAAUUCUUAAUCAUUACCAAACCCUAUUCAUUGUUGCUCUGUCUAUCUCACUCUCUGUUUCUACAUUUUGUCAAUUCUCCCAUGGCAUUCUCACGAUCACCCAAGAGAUUCUUCAACCUCUUCUCUUCUAAUCUUCCACUCUCUAAACCUUACCCUGCUUCGUUGACACCCCUUUCAACUUCACCAACCAUCAAACUCCCCCAAAACCUAUCUGGGUCUCUCAGAAUCCACACUCUCACUCCUCACACACCACAUGCCGAUAGAAUCUGCAAAAUCCUAUCCAAAUCUCCAAAUUCCACCAUCGACGCCGCUCUUGCCGACCUUCCGGUGGAGGUCUCGCCGGAGUUGGUGGCUGAGGUAUUGAACAAGCUGAGCAAUGCGGGUGUUCUCGCGCUCUCGUUUUUCCAUUGGGCUGAGAAGCAGAAAGGGUUCAAGCACAGCACGGAGAGCUUCCAUGCUCUGAUUGAGGCACUGGGUAAGAUCAGACAGUUCAAGGUGAUUUGGAAUUUGGUGGAAGACAUGAAGCAACGGAAAUUGUUGACUAGGGACACUUUUGCCUUCAUUGCUCGGAGGUACGCAAGAGCUAGGAAGGUCAAGGAAGCAGUGGAGACGUUUGAGAAGAUGGAGAAGUAUGGAUUGAAGCCAGAAGUGUCGGAUUUCAACAAGCUAGUUGAUGUUUUGUGCAAGUCUAAGAGCGUUGAGAAAGCACAGGAACUGUUUGAUAAAAUGCGGCACAGAGGUUUAGUCCCUGAUCUCAAGUCCUAUACCAUUUUGUUAGAAGGGUGGAGUCAGCAGCAAAACUUGUUGAGGGUCAAUGAGGUUUGUAGGGAGAUGAAGUGUGAGUGUUUUGAGCCUGAUGUUGUCACCUAUGGUAUACUCAUCAAUGCAUAUUGUAAGGCCAAAAAAUAUGAUGAGGCCAUUGGGUUCUAUCAUGAGAUGCUAGAAAAGAAUAUGAUGCCAUCUCCUCACGUAUAUAGCACUUUGAUUAAUGGUUUGGGUUCUGAUAAGAGGUUGGAUGAAGCUCUUGAAUUCUAUGAAAAAUUCAAGGCUAAUGGUUUUGCCCCAGAAGCACCUACCUAUAAUGCUGUUGUUGGAGCUUAUUGUUGGUCAAUGCGGAUGGAUGAUGCUUAUAGGGUCGUUGAUGAGAUGAAACAAUGUGGGGUUGGUCCAAAUUCUAGAACAUAUGACAUAAUACUUCAUCACCUGAUAAAGGCUCGAAGAACCCAAGAAGCUUACUCGGUUUUCCAGAGAAUGAGUAGUGAGAUGGGGUGUGAGCCUACUGUGAGCACUUAUGACAUCAUUUUGAGGAUGUUUUGUGAUGAGGAGAGAUUGGACAUGGCAAUGGCGGUUUGGGAUCAGAUGAGAGCCAGGGGAAUCCUUCCUGGAAUGCAUGUGUUUUUUGUGUUAAUCAGUGCCUUGUGCCAUGCAAAUAAGUUGGAUGCAGCCUGUAAGUACUUUCAACAAAUGUUGGAUGUUGGUAUUCGGCCUCCUGCAAACUUGUUUAGUACCUUGAAGCAAGCUCUAAUUGAUGCGGGGAUGGAGACUACGGCUAUACAUUUUGCUUUGAAAAUUGAUAAACUGAGGAAAACUCCACUAGUUGCUUGACCACAAAGACAUUCAAGCAUAUUAGGUGGUUAACAGAGUUAUUAUCUACUGUAUUUAGCAAUUUAUCCAUUGACUCUUUAUUAGGUGACCUAUUUUAUUUAUAUGUCAAUUUACCUUUAUUUAGUACAUGUUUGAAAGUUCUUCUACAAUU